Messenger RNA from Cucurbita pepo subsp. pepo (vegetable marrow), 540 nucleotides. The record is from RefSeq and is a predicted model, not a curated record. Lineage: Eukaryota; Viridiplantae; Streptophyta; Magnoliopsida; Cucurbitales; Cucurbitaceae.
AUGUCCUGCACCUCACCCUUCUCUUUCACUCUCAUGAGGAAAACGCUUCCCAUUUAUUAUUCUUCGUCUUCUCCUUCUUCGUUCCUUUCCCAUGGCGAAUUCCUCCCGUUUAAAAACUCUGCGCCUCUCUCGCGUUUUCUGCUUGUCGGGGACUCGCCGGAGUUUCCCCAAAAGAGCCCCAUUCCGGAGCCUUCUGUCCCCCUCGAAGUUCCUCAAAUUUCGAUUUCUCCAGCGAUUGACCCGAUCACUCCGCCAGAGCUUCCGCCAAUAACUCCCGGGCCGGAUUUUCCUGGAUUACCGUCUCCCUUGCCUCCCGGACCCGACUUACCAGUUCCGCCGGUUCCAUCCCCUCCAGGCAUCGACGUACCCAUACCACCCCAUAAGCCUCCAGAUAUAGAGCCGCCAAGGCCUGGGUCGCCGGUGCCAGAACCGGACAUAUUACCGCCGCCGCCACCGGAGUUUCCGCCACCGAGGCCUCCCGGUCCGGAGAUAUUGACGUCACCGUCUUCCCCUGAUAUUCCUCCGGUAGCUAUGUUUUGA